GAGUGGAUGCUGAGAUUAAGGGAGAGUAGAGAAAGAAACAACAAGGGGCAAAGGACAGAAGUUCAAGGGAAUGUCAUGAAGGAACAGCCCAAAGGAGGCUGAGAUGGUCGAGCAGGAUGAAGAGCGCUGGAGCAGCUAAUCCUCACAGACCUGUAGGAGCUGGAGUAGGAGCACCGGGAGCACCUUUUCUUCUGAGUCUCGGCAUCUCUGAAAGCUUCAACUCUGGAGGCGAUGGGUCGAAAGGAAGAAGACUCCAGCUCCUGGAAGAAGCAGACCACCAAUAUCCGGAAAACCUUCAUCUUCAUGGAAGUGCUGGGAUCAGGGGCUUUUUCAGAAGUUUUCCUGGUGAAGCAGAGGAUGACUGGGAAGCUCUUUGCGCUAAAGUGCAUCAAAAAGUCACCUGCCUUCCGUGAUAGCAGUCUGGAGAAUGAGAUUGCCGUGUUGAAAAAGAUCAAGCAUGAAAACAUUGUGACCCUGGAGGACAUCUAUGAGAGCACCACUCACUACUACCUGGUCAUGCAGCUUGUUUCUGGCGGGGAACUCUUUGACCGGAUCCUGGAGCGGGGUGUCUACACAGAGAAGGAUGCCAGCCUGGUGAUCCAGCAGGUCUUGUCAGCGGUGAAAUACCUCCACGAGAAUGGCAUCGUCCACAGAGACUUGAAGCCUGAAAACCUGCUGUAUCUAACCCCCGAGGAGAAUUCUAAGAUCAUGAUCACAGACUUUGGUCUGUCCAAGAUGGAACAGAGUGGAGUCAUGUCCACUGCCUGUGGGACCCCAGGCUACGUGGGUGAAUCCAUGGAGAGAAAGCCAAAACUCAGAGUCGUACCUCCUUGGGUGUUUCACUGCAGGUUGUGUGGGUAUCCCCCCUUCUAUGAAGAAACUGAGUCGAAGCUGUUCGAGAAGAUCAAGGAGGGCUACUAUGAAUUUGAAUCUCCAUUCUGGGAUGACAUUUCUGAGUCAGCCAAGGAUUUUAUUUGUCACUUGCUGGAGAAGGACCCGAAUGAGCGGUACACCUGUGAGAAGGCCUUGAGGCACCCGUGGAUCAAUGGAAACACAGCCCUCCACCGGGACAUCUACCCAUCAGUCAGUCUCCAGAUCCAGAAGAACUUUGCCAAGAGCAAGUGGAGGCAAGCCUUCAAUGCAGCUGCUGUGGUGCAUCACAUGAGGAAGCUGCACAUGAACUUGCACAGCCCAGGCAUCCACUCAGAGGUGGAGAACAGGCCCCCUGUCACUCAAGCGUCAGAAGCCUCAAGGCCCAGCUCCGCUGAGAUCACCAUCACCGAGGCGCCUGCCCUGGACCAGAGUGGCCCACUUCCGGCCCUGCCCCGGCUGCCCUGCCAGCACAGCCCCCGGACCGCAACGCCCGGGGGCAGAUCCCUCAACUGCCUGGUCAAUGGCUCGCUCCACAUCAGCAGCAGCCUGGUGCCCAUGCAACAGGGGCCUCUGGCUGCUGGGCCUUGCGGCUGCUGCUCUAACUGCCUGAGCAUCGGGGGCAAAGGGAAGUCCUCCUACUGCUCCGAACCCACACUCCUCAAAAAAGCCAACAAAAAACAGAACUGCAAAUCAGAGGUCAUGGUGCCGGUCAAAGCCAGCGGCAGUUCCCACUGCCGGACAGGGCAGACUGGAGUCUGUCUCAUCAUGUGAUCCCCGGAGUCCACGCCUGUGUCAGUGUUCAGGAGAGAUGGUCAUCUCUUCUCUACCCUUCCAAACCCGGAGCCCACCCUGCAGCGGGAGGAAGGUGGAGCACGAGGAGCAGGGCCUGGCAGGAGUGGUUUACAGUCAAGGUCAUGAACAGCAUGCUGCCACCACUGCCCGGGGCAGACCCUCACUGAAGGCCCAGCACUGAGCCUCAAGGUGUGGAGGCCCCAUUGAAGCCGUUGGCAGGAGGGUGGCACCCACCCGUCUCCAGGUCCCCAGCCUGCCUGCUCUGCGCCCUCACACCCGUGUGCCGUGGCUCCGUGCAGUGAACUAGGUAGCUCUCGCCCGGGUCUGUGUUGUUUGUGAUGAAAAGCUUCAUAGGCUGGCCAGGCUGUGUCGCCUUCUCCGAGCAAAGCCAUAUGGAGCAUCGACCCAGACUCCAGCUCAGCACACACUCAUCCCUGCCUCCCAGGCCUUAGUCCUCAGGGCCGAAUGGGCUCAUUAAUGUAGUCAGUCAUUGCUCAUCUGCAUGAAUGACAGGCAGCUCUGUGGGCCACCUUCGAGCUCUCCAGUUCCCACAUUUGAUUCUAGAAUUCACUCCAACUGGGCUGAGACCCAGCCAGCCUGCCCCAGCACCACCGCCCUCCUUGCCCUGGGCCAAAGGCAGCCCCACAGCCUCCAAGGUGAAAAAGAAAGAAAUCAGUGAUUAGGUAGUGCAAGCAAUUGUAACCCUGGCCACAACACCCCACCCACACCCAAUGAAGUGCACACUGGAAGUUGACGGUUUUCAUUUCAGGUGGUUAAUUCUCCCCCUGCUUAUGCUCUUCUUUCUCUCUCUGGAUAUCGGGGAUACUAUUCUUGUCCCUCCCUAAUUUUCUUGGACCCCAUGCCCUCCAGCUUCAUGCUCCAUGUUAUGCUCAAUAAAAUGGACAUAUUUUUCUCUA
This is a messenger RNA of Suricata suricatta (meerkat), 2582 nucleotides long. RefSeq names its product calcium/calmodulin dependent protein kinase IG (gene CAMK1G). The transcript is spliced from 14 exons. Gene Ontology annotation, molecular function: calmodulin binding; calcium/calmodulin-dependent protein kinase activity; ATP binding. The coding region runs from base 232 to 1644 and encodes 470 amino acids. The record is from RefSeq and is a predicted model, not a curated record. Gene Ontology annotation, biological process: peptidyl-serine phosphorylation. NCBI's taxonomy places the organism in Eukaryota, Metazoa, Chordata, Mammalia, Carnivora, Herpestidae. Gene Ontology annotation, cellular component: intracellular anatomical structure.